AUGCUCAAACGACCCGUGCCCAGAAGUCAGGACGACGACAGAUCAGCGAAGCGUACAAAGACACAGACAUCACUAUGGAAAACAGCAUUCGAACGCGGCAGGACAUGCUUUGCUGAUGCACUUUAUGAGGACGCCAUUGCUGAAUUCUCGUCUGCGAUCGACUGUAACCAGAAUAUUACACUGUAUGAUUGUCGUGCAGCAGCCUUUGAGAAAGUUGGCCAGUAUGCCAAAGCAUUGGAGGAUGCUAUGACCAUGAUAAAAAUGGCUCCCGACCAAUCGAAAGGAUAUCUUCGCGCAGGCAAAGUUCUUGUGAUUCAGGAACGAUUUUCCAAGGCGAUCGCAGUGUACAACCGUGCUCUAAAAUAUGUCAACAAAUCCGAUUCUCGAUAUGCAAUGUUGGAGACAAUGCGGGAACGUGCAAAGACAUCAAUGAAGCAGCGUAGCAAGGAGAAUGAUUUCACAAAGAUACUUCCAUACGACAUUCUUCACACCAUCUUUGCUCAAGUAUCGUUUGAUCGACGUAUCCAAUGCAUGGCAGUUUGUCAAUCCUGGCGUAAUUUCCUCAAAUCUUGGUUUGGCAUGUGGUGUCGUCUCCAUUUCACAUCAGCCAUGUCAGUCUAUGCGAUCAAACAAUAUAUGAGUUACACGACCGGCAGAUAUGUACGGCAGCUAUGCAUUACAGGCCAAAAGAAAUCAAGAAUGAACACCAUAUUGCAAUUGGGUAUUGAUCGUGAUUGCCAUUAUAUUCAAAACCUUGAAAUCGUGGAUUGUCAAAUUCCCGUAACACUGUUUUUGCGAUUUUUACGAUUGAUGGGCAAGGAAUUACGGUCCCUAAAGCUGGUUGAUACGGGCUUAUCUCUCAAUGUUGUCGUCGAACAUGUGUUCCCGUUGUGUCCUGGAAUUACACAGCUCAUUUACCACGACGCACAUCCAUCAGAAGGAAUCCAGCUCGACAAACAGCUUGCCCUCACGCAUCUAAGUCUUUCAGGUCCUUCCAAUGAGAUACAGAAACACAUGAUACGCCAUUGUCCGCAAUUGAUUUGCUUAUCACUCUAUUCAUCACAACAUGACGACAUUUUAACGCUGGCGUUGAGGGAUUGUCCAAAUCUCAUCGAAUUCAGCAUUGCGAAGCGAACGGAGUAUUGGGAGACUCGUGAUGAGAACAAGCCAUCAAAAGGAUUACAGCAACUUGCAUUUCCAAGCCAUAGUGAGGUUUCAGAGAGAUCAUUGAUUUCUGCCAUCGAGGUGCAUCAUGGCACUUUGGAGGUGAUCGACAUUCGUGGGUGUUACAGCUGGUCGACUAGUGCAACAAGUCGACUGAUAUCACGUCCACUGAAGCGAUUACGAGAACUUUAUAUUCAAUCCACAGCGGCAUUUUCGGAAACCCAGUUAUGUGAAUUGAUAAGAAACACAACAACUCUUGAAACGGUGCACAUGCAAUCCAUGCCAUCGGUGACUAAUGCGGUGUUAGAAGCGCUGGCUGAACAACCAUUCCUGCGCAGGAUCGAUCUAUCCAAUUGUCCCAAUGUUACUGGGUUGGGCAUCCGCCAACUAUUGCAUGACAAGCGUAUGAUACGACGACUGGUGAUCAAUAACUGCAGCAAUAUUCGACCCGAUGCUGUGUCUUUGGCUCGUGAAAAGCUCGGACGUAACGCAGUGGAAUUCAAAUUCGAAUAG
This is a messenger RNA of Lichtheimia ornata, 1677 nucleotides long. RefSeq lists its product as uncharacterized. Lineage: Eukaryota; Fungi; Mucoromycota; Mucoromycetes; Mucorales; Lichtheimiaceae. The transcript has 2 exons. The coding region runs from base 1 to 1677 and encodes 558 amino acids. Gene Ontology annotation, molecular function: Hsp90 protein binding. The record is from RefSeq and is a predicted model, not a curated record.